AUGAUGAUCUCCCCGUGGGACCGCUGGUACUCCACAAGCUGCUGUCUGUGCUGCCAUGUCCGCACAGGAACCAUCAUCCUGGGGGUCUGGUACAUGCUCAUCAAUGCCGUGGUGUUACUCAUCCUGCUCACAGCGCUCAGUGAUCCUGAGCAGUACCACCUGACCAGCGCUGAGUUGGCUAAUGACCUGGAUGUCAUGGAUGAUGCCAACAUGUGCAUUGCCUCAGCGAUCUCUCUGCUGAUGAUUCUUAUAUGUGGGAUGGCCACAUAUGGUGCAUACAAGCUGCGUGCUGCUUGGAUCAUCCCAUUUUUCUGCUACCAAAUAUUUGACUUUGCUCUCAACACCCUGGUUGCUGUCAGCAUUGUGGUUUACCCAAACACCAUCCAGGACUACCUGCAGCAACUGCCUGAUAACUUCCCCUACAAAGAGGAGAUUGCUGCUCUCAGUAAUGUCUGCCUGGUCCUCAUGGUGCUGCUCUUCAUUGGCUGUAUUCUCAGCUUCAAGGCUUACCUCAUAGCAUGUGUGUGGAACUGCUACAGAUAUGUGAGCAGCCGGGGUGCUUCUGAAAUCCUGCUCUAUGUUACGACCAAUGACACCACGGUGCUUCUACCUCCAUAUGACGACAGUGUCGCUGUCCCUCCCAAGCAGGCUCCUCCACCCUACACCACUGCGACGGCAUGAAAACAUUCCCGGGAUGCUGCUGCCGACUGGACUCUGUCGUUAAUGAAACCCCAGCAAAAUGUAUGCACCACACUGCCUCUCCAGUGUACAGUAUAUGCUAUUCAUGGAUAUAUUGGAGCUACACACGCAUUACAGUACAAGCACGCAUGCACUGACAUGCACAAAAUCAUGUCAUACAUAUUCACAUGCACACACCACAAUCACCACCGUGACCUCUCAUCCCUUCCUGUUAUUUAUUGGUGAAAUCCUAUUCUUCCUGUAACUCCUCCAUGUAUCCUUUAUGUCUCUGGUUGUGUUAUUCCAGAAAUGAUGUGCAUUUUUAUGCAUUUGAAUCUGGGUGAAGUAACAUAUGAAAGCUCUAGAAAGUUUGAUAGAUGAUAGACUACAUAUAUUUUUAUUAAUUCUAUUUAUGCUCUGUGUGUGUGUCUGUGAUAGUGUUUUGUGAGUCCUGACUUUGAUAUUCAUAUUUAACUUAUGCACAAAUGCAAAAAUGAUGAUAUUAUUGCCCACUUUAAAGAGUGAAGAGUCAUCAUAUGUUUCCUGUUUGUCUCGUCUCUGCUUGUGAUCAGGGUUGAAUUGCCUUCAUUCCUAACUUUCUCUCUGAUGUUUUACUGCACUUUAUAGACCUGUGUGUGAGGUGUCACCUUGACUGAAAGUUUUCCCAAAGAAAUACAUCAGCCUGUAUUCUGGCAUGAUCUUAGAGCAGCCUGCUGUAUAUCGGACAUAUCACCUUCCUUUGCUGUUUUAUUCAACAUAGUUGUCCUCUGUUAUAACAGUCAGGAGUGUUGGGUUGUGCUGGUUGACCCUCCUAACUUUUAAAUGUAACUGUGUGUUUCUACCGAGUGACAGGAAAUGUCUUGAGCUGCUAUUUAUCUAUUUUGACAGCACAGAGGUAGCACUGAUCUGGAAUCGGUAUCGGAAUGAGUUGCUCGAGGAAACCUGCUGCAGUGGCUCCAGAUCAGGCCUCUCUACGUUUAGCAGCUCAGUAAA
Messenger RNA from Toxotes jaculatrix (banded archerfish), 1671 nucleotides. RefSeq names its product lysosomal-associated transmembrane protein 4B-like. Bases 1 to 681 code for a protein of 226 amino acids. NCBI's taxonomy places the organism in Eukaryota, Metazoa, Chordata, Actinopteri, Toxotidae. The transcript is spliced from 7 exons. The record is from RefSeq and is a predicted model, not a curated record. Gene Ontology annotation, cellular component: lysosomal membrane.